Molecule: messenger RNA, 2619 nt
Organism: Mucor mucedo
Lineage: Eukaryota; Fungi; Mucoromycota; Mucoromycetes; Mucorales; Mucoraceae
Product: caspase domain-containing protein
Exons: 14
Coding region: 1-2619 (872 amino acids)
Biological process (GO): proteolysis; DNA-templated transcription
Molecular function (GO): DNA binding; cysteine-type endopeptidase activity; zinc ion binding
Source: RefSeq, a predicted model, not a curated record
AUGGAUGGGAAUGUACAUUUAAUGAUCUACAUUGAAAGCUUAGAAACACGAUUGAAAAAGAUGGAAGCUUUAUUAAAGACAAUGCAGGAAGGAGAAGAGAAAAAGGAGACGGUCGAGAUGCCUAAAUCCAUCGAACACAACAAGGUCGUAAGAUAUCUGGGGAGUUCUUCGGGUUAUUAUUUAGUACGCGAUAUCCUAUCCACCGACGAAAAAGUCGUGGAGGAAGUAAGAGAUAUACCCAAUGAAAAAGACCCUAUCGGCCCCGUUCGCUUCAAAAAGAUCAAUGUCAUGGAUGACGACGUCAUGUUUGUUCGAGAUAAAACUAUGGCUGAGCACGUCGAUCAAUUAGAAACGGAUAAACUGGAUCUUAAUACCAGCAUUGUAUCCAAGUCCCUCUUGACAGAUCUCAUCACCAGGUUUUUCGAAAUGGAUCAUGCAAGUUUACCCGUCGUCCAAAAACAAACGUUUAUGGAUGCUUAUGAAGGCCGCUCAGAUCCGCCUCCAGCCACCAUCCUCAUUUACGCCAUUUGCACACACGUCUGUCUUUUGCUGCAAAAGGACGACCCCAUCUUUAUCAACGCCGGAAGCAACCGUACCGAAUUAUUCACCACUCUGGCUGACUAUACCACCAAUCUUGUCCGAAAAGAAUACCUCACUCCACGACUCGCUACCAUUCAAGCCUUGAUUUUAUUAUGUGCCUAUCCAGAUUGUGACAAGUCCUUUUAUAAAAAUUGGCUUAGAGCCGGUAUGGCCGUGCGAAUGGCACAGGAACUAGGUCUUCAUAGAACGCUGGAGAAACUACCAUUAACCGACGAAAUGUUUGAGGCGCGUAAACGAUUGUGGUAUUGUACAUAUAUUACCGAUCGUUGGUGCUGUGCGGUCAUGGGUAGACCUUUAGCCAUCUCAGACGCCGAUUGUGAUAUCGAAUUACCUCACGUCAAUGGCGGUCCCAACGGCAACGAAGAUUACUCCGUCUUCAUUAACUUUAUCAAGCUCUCGGGGAUCCUAGGAGAAGUGCUUCGUCGCAUCUAUUCGGCUAAAGCACAAUCGCAGGGCUAUAAACAUGAGGCUAAUACACGUUGCACAGAAGCUGCCAAGAGUGUGGUUGACAUUGCUAGAUUACUCACUCCCUCCGAAGUCGUACAUUUCGGCUGGAAUUUUGCCGGUAAGCAUGCUCCCACACACACACACACACACACACACAUUGAGGGGGGCUAUUCUGUCUUUCAAGCGAGUCUCAUCCAUGUCUAUAAUUGCACAAGCACGAAUCCAAAGAUUGCUAGUUCGGCUCGAGAAUAUGUCAAGCUGUCCAUCGAUGAAUGUAUUCAACCCAUGAGUCAUGUCAUGACCAACGCACCACCCGCUAUUCCUCUUUUGCAAACCUUGAUGGAUUUAAUUGGAACGGAUACGAUACAUGAAGAAACGAGCUUGACAGCACCGACACAGCAGCAGCAGUUGUCUCCUAUGAGCGUGCAUGCCAUCGUGAGCGAUUGGGGAGAUACUGAUUUGCCUUCCUCGGCAGCAACAUCAUCAGCCGGGAAUAAUGGAGAGUCAUUUGUGCAGAAUAAUGUGUCUUUGGCUGCAUGGCAGAGUUUAUUUUCUUCGGCGGCUACACCAUUUUUUGAGAACGAAACAGAUUGGCAAGCAACACUUGCAUCAUUGUUUGACGACGGUCAAAACAAACCAAAUACCACGUUUAUGCAACAAGAAGAGGAAGAACAACGUACUUCCUACUAUUCUUCCACAAAGACCUCGCAUCAUACCAGCAGUUAUUCAUCCAACUCGUACGGCUACGGUAAUCCCGAAGACGAUAGUAACGAUCCAGGUUUCUCUGAAGAGGACUAUGAACAUCCCAACCCUUCUUAUUCUCAACCUCCUCAAUCCAAGCAUAACCCAGGCCCCGAUCCAGAUGAUGAAGAUGCUCAAGAAUUCGAACUCUCCAACUGUCAUGGUAGAAAGAGAGCUUUAUUGAUCGGUAUUAACUAUACCGGAACUGCAAAUGAAUUGAGUGAUGAUCAAGAAGAGGAUAAGUUUAAACCAACGCGUGCAAAUAUUUUAGCUGGCAUGAAAUGGCUUGUGGAUGAUGCUCAGCCUGACGAUUCUGGUCAUGGUGGCAGAGUGAGCGAUAUUCACAGUGACGAGGAUGAUUCAUUUGAUGAGACCAUUUAUCCUUUAGAUUUCGAUCAAUUCGAAGGAGAUUCUGGACAAAUUAAAGAUGAUGAUAUGCAUGAUAUUUUGGUUCGACCUUUACCCGCAAAGUGUCGUUUAACUGCCAUUUUUGAUAGCUGUCAUUCAGGCACGGUGCUGGAUUUACCUUAUGUCUAUUCUACCAAGGGAGAAAUCAAGGAACAAAACUUGUUCAAGCAUGCGGGACAAGGUAUCUUUUCCGCAGGUAUCGCCUAUGCUCGAGGAGACAAGGAUGGCGCUUUAUCGUCCAUCAUGUCGUUGGGUAAACAACUCUUUGAGGCACGUAAUAUCUCUGAUCAAGUCCGUAGAAAGAAUACAUCCCAAGCGGAUGUCAUCAUGUUUUCCGGUUGUAAAGACGAUCAAACUUCCGCUGAUGCUCAGGAGGCCGGUAAAGCCACAGGCGCCAUGAGUUUUGCUCUCAUCAGUAAGUGA